CUGACGCUGAAGAAGUGUCCGCUUGGAGACGCUGUUUUCCGGUGGAGUUUUCAGCUGUUUUCCGGUGACAGCAGGGGAAUGACAACAUCACGGCCCUUUUCCUAUUCAAGCUGACUGCAAAACAUCGACAAAAAGAAGCCGUCUGCGGUUGACUUCAGAGUCUGUGUUGGGAGAAUUUAUUCUUUAUGUGCCACUGGGAGAAGCAGCAUGGCAGAUGACAAGGACGUGUUGAGAGAUGUUUGGUUCGGCCGGAUCCCCACCUGCUUCCUCCUGAACCAGGAUGAGGUGACCGAGAGAGAGGCUGAGCCCUACUAUCUGCUGUUACCCAGGGUGAGCUACCUGACCCUGGUUACAGACAAGGUGAAGAAACACUUCCACAAAGUCAUAAGGACCGAGGACGCCGAGGAGAUGUGGUUCGAGUACGAAGGGACGCCGCUAAAAUGGCACUAUCCAAUUGGAGUUCUGUUUGACCUCCAUGCAUCUAACACUGUCUUACCCUGGAGUAUCACUGUGCACUUUAAGAAUUUCCCGGACCGUGACCUGCUGCACUGCCCGUCCCACUCUGUGAUCGAGGCGCACUUCAUGUCCAGCAUCAAGGAGGCCGACGCCCUCAAGCACAAGAGCCAAGUGGUCAACGACAUGCAGAAGAAAGACCACAAGCAGCUGUGGAUGGGCCUGCAGAAUGAUAAGUUCGAUCAGUUCUGGGCCAUGAACAGGAAGCUGAUGGAAUAUCCCACCGAGGACGGAGGCUUCAGAUUCAUCCCCUUCAGGAUAUACCAGACGAUGAGCGACAGGCCGUUCAUCCAGAAACAGUAUCGUCCCGUUUCCCCUGAAGGCAACGUGCACACUCUCGGUGACCUGAUGAAGGCGAUGUACCCUGUGGCUUUAUCAAACGAGGGGGAGCCGAAGCGGUUCCAGGUGGUGAUCCACGGCAUCGAGCCGCUGCUGGAGACGCCUCUGCAGUGGCUCAGCGAACACCUCAGCCACCCCGACAACUUCCUGCACAUCUGCGUCAUCCCCGUGCCCUCGGACUGAGGCCACGGCCCCUGUCACCGUGACAACAGACCAGCCGACCCGUCCCACGCCUGCUCGGUGACCCCGGCGGCGGCAGCGGCGCCAAACGUCGGAAACUCUGGAACUCUUGAAUGAGAAGGAAGCGUUACGAUGGAGAUGAACAAAGGGAUGGAGGGGGGGGGGGUUCAUAGCGAGCCUCCUUUUCCAUCUCGCCAUCUAAUUAUAUUUCUACCACGAUGAAAAGUUCUCCUCUUCCUCCUCUGUUCCCGAAAGGAGAGACACUUGUUUAGGGGGAGAGGCACCGAGGAUUUCUCCUUUUUUCUACUCACAUCUUCCCCUCCUCCCCCAACAAAUCCUAGGGAGGCGAGGAGGGGAACCGACCCCUCCAUCCUGCCACACAUCUUUCUCCUUGUCGCGAUAUUUUUUUUAGGGGAUUUGGGGAAUCUGCUCGUGCUGAAGUUGCCUUAGUUUCCACGUUUCAUGCACUUUCACCGCCCCUCCCCCUGCUGACCCCUCUGGACACACAGUUUACAUCACAGCCUGCGAACGGUCUCGCCACCCACACAGAAACUCUCCAGGAACUUCUGGUGCUUCUUUCUUUUUGUUGGAUGCUUGUUUGACUCACAUCUCAGAGGGGCGGACACUUUGGGUUUCUCUCCACUGAUCCCAGAACACUUAUUAAUGAAGCCACUUAACAAGCAGACGGAUUACCGUUCCAUAAUUAGCAUCAAAUUGCAGCUUUUUGUUCAUUUCCACCUUUUUUAAAGAGAAAUUCCAUUUUAUUUUCAGAGUGGAAAUAAACUAACACAUGUAUACGUGCUCCUCAACGGGCGAUGGGAUCUAAUACCGUGAAAGAAAAAAGGGAUUAACAAUAAAAGAUUUCAACUUCAUUGUUUUGCAGAAUGGGUGUACAUGAUUCUGUUCCUCACAGGGUGUCUUAUGAGAGCCAGCUAUUUUAAUGGAGCUACAAAAAAAAAAAAGGGUCAUGAGGAAAAAGAAUCCACACGUGUUUUCAAUAGCAGGUGUUGAUUUCUGUGCAUCAAUACAAACACAGUUUCCUGGUUUUACUGUCUGUUUUUGUCAGGUUUGGCUCGAGCCUCUUUGUCUGCAGCCAAACUUAAACGAGCAUCUGGUUUUUGUUUCAAGAACUGUUCGUGGAUAAUGAGACAGCAGGGAGGAUUAACGCUAAGUCUGCAGCUGUCGGGUUGUUUGACAUGUCUUUACAUAUGCUCUCGUUGGCAAAAGAAGACUUUUGCCAGGAUAUUAAAACCAUUAUCAAUAAAUCCCUGUAUGUUUUUGUUCUUUAGCAAAGUUCGCAUUGUACAGCAGCGUCUCGUCUUCUCAUUCAUUUUUUUUUGUACAUGUGUUCAUACUGAAAUAAAAUGUGACUCAAAGAAUUCAACUGUUAACCGGAAAUGACUUCAAAUAAAAGUUAAUUCAAUAAUC
This is a messenger RNA of Eleginops maclovinus (Patagonian blennie), 2460 nucleotides long. It is a transcript of the gene atg5, whose product is annotated as ATG5 autophagy related 5 homolog (S. cerevisiae). Gene Ontology annotation, cellular component: Atg12-Atg5-Atg16 complex; phagophore assembly site membrane; cytoplasm. The record is from RefSeq and is a predicted model, not a curated record. Gene Ontology annotation, molecular function: Atg8-family ligase activity. The coding region runs from base 208 to 1035 and encodes 275 amino acids. Gene Ontology annotation, biological process: C-terminal protein lipidation; cellular response to nitrogen starvation; nucleophagy. The transcript is spliced from 8 exons. NCBI's taxonomy places the organism in Eukaryota, Metazoa, Chordata, Actinopteri, Perciformes, Eleginopidae.